Messenger RNA from Rotaria socialis, 1047 nucleotides. NCBI's taxonomy places the organism in Eukaryota, Metazoa, Rotifera, Eurotatoria, Philodinida, Philodinidae. The record is from the annotation of a GenBank genome assembly.
AUGCCGUUCUCUCAACGCUAUUUGGACCGAAAGGUUGACAAUAAAAUACAGCCAGUUAAUAUGGGUGGUGAAAUGUCACUUGUUUUACCUCAUCUCUAUUUGGGCUCAAUGAAAGAUCGAACAAACAGUACAUUGAUGGUUAAAAAUAAAGUUAAACGUAUUCUAUGUAUUAUUGAUGUGCCAGAUAUGGUUAUUGAUAGAGACGAAUAUAAACCAACACAUCUAUUAAAUAUUCCAGCAGCAGACGCACAACAACAAGAUCUUGCUCAAUAUUUUGAGAAAUGUAUUGAAUUUAUUCAUCAAGCAAGAAUAGAACAUGAAAAUAUUCUAGUUCAUUGUCAAGCAGGCAUUUCGAGAAGUGCAACAGUUGUUGUUGCCUAUGUUAUGACCAUUGGGGAUUAUGAUGUUGAAAAAGCUCUUCAAAUUGUGAAAGGUGCCAGAGGUUAUAUUCAUCCAAAUCCAGGGUUUCUAUUUCAAUUGAAAAGAUAUUAUACGAAUGACGUCAAAAGGAAUUGGUAUCGUUUAACGCGACGUUACCCUACUUAUGUAUUUAAUGAUGACGAAAUUUUUGUUAAAGAGUCCUUAGAUGCUUAUUGGCAACAAUUUGAACCGGCUUUUGUUGCCGAACCAGGACAGAAAAGACUCGAAAAAAAAUUUGGCAGUCCAUUGCGAACCGAGGAUGAUUUGCACAUGUUUGAAGAAAACGAACGUGCUUAUGAGCGAAUGAUCAAUGGAGAUAUAUCAUUACAACAAGUAUCAAAUGAUGAAUUGGACAUUAAUGCGAUUGAAAAAAAGGCACUUCCGAUCGUCGAACAAAUAAUCGAUAAUAAUCAAGAACAAAAAUUGAGACGAAUAAUAUCAGUCGAUGAAGAAAAACCAUCUGCGUCGAUCGUCAUCAUUAAUGAGCCCCAAGCAUUAUCGCAUAAUCAAUCAAUAGAUAAAGCACCUGUUGUGUCAUCUUCGACAACAAAGCGUUAUCAUGAUUCUAAAAGAAAAUUCACUACUUCGAAAGCUAUUCGUCGUUCCAAUACAAUGCGAUCGAAAUGA